Messenger RNA from Aspergillus neoniger CBS 115656, 375 nucleotides. RefSeq lists its product as uncharacterized. NCBI's taxonomy places the organism in Eukaryota, Fungi, Ascomycota, Eurotiomycetes, Eurotiales, Aspergillaceae. The record is from RefSeq and is a predicted model, not a curated record. The coding region runs from base 1 to 375 and encodes 124 amino acids. The transcript is spliced from 6 exons.
AUGGCUGGGUCCUGGCCACGCUGGAGCAGGGAUAUCACGGAUCCAGCGACCCAGCCGCUAAGAGGGACCGGAGACCAGCCAAGACGCAAGGAGGGCCGUUGGCUGGAUGUGAUGAGUGAUGGGAUGAGGGGAGCACGGGCAAUGGAAUCGGGACGGGAGAGAAAGAGGUACGGAUCGCGAUGGAAGAAGUCAAAUCCACAUGUAAAUGCCAAAAAGGAAGAAACAGGGAAGGGGGUGGGAUUAGCGUGCAGAGACGAUGCAGCCGACAGGGGAGCUAGCAUGGCAUCGGGCAUGGAUGGGGAGGGAGAGAGAGAGAGGAGAGAAGGGGUUGGCACUUCAUCACAGUGCAGCCAAGAUCCAUCUCUUCCCCCUUGA